AUGGUUGUAGGUGGCACUCGACGCUUGGUGUCCGACUCCUACAAGGACGCGGUGCUGCCUUCGAACGCCACGUUCUUCGCCUUCGACGGCACCAACUCGGACCUGGCAACCCAGCUGUACCUGCGCGCCAAAGCUGGCGGCUUGACGACCAAGCUCCCCACCAUCAGCGUUCCGGACGCGGUUCAGGAGCGCCUCGACUCGCUCGGCGUCGAAUGGGACGACCUGUCGGGCAUGGCGCAGCGCGCGCUGCUGUGGGACUCGGGCUUCGGCGUCACGCUGGACAACAAGGCGGUGCGGAUCUGGCCGCUCGCGGGCCACUCCAUGACGGACCUCGCGGUUCCACUGGUGCAGUUCGAGGCUGUGGGCUGCGUGGCGACCAACUGCUCGCAGCCCGACGACACGCUGAGCUUGAGCAACUUGUACUGCAACGGCGAGCAGAUGCUCCACGCCGUGCGCUGCGUCAUGGAGGACUUUACCGAGACCGUGCAGAUCCACGGGGCCAUGUGGAUGACCGGCGGCAACCCGGAGGUGAUGCCGACGCCCAGGGCCAGGAAGCACCAGUGGAAGGACGACUCCACCAACGUCUCGUACACGGUGCUGGCCAUCCACACUGUGGAUCAGGAGGACGAGGCAGCGUACAAUGUGUGCCCCACCUCCAAGCAGAACGGCGGCUACGGGUCUCUCGUGCUGUCGUGCCACUCGCGCACAAACAUCACGGACGAGGUCAAGAGCGCCAUGCUGGAGGCUCAGCCCACGCCGUGGGUCUCGCGGUGGCUCGUCGAGGAUUUCUCGAACGGAGGCGUCGGACAGUCGGCUUCGGCCUCGGUCUCAGACGGCGAAAGCGGGUUUAAUCCGCUGCUGAUCGCCCCGAUCGUGGCUGGGGUUGUCGUGGUUGUCGGCCUCAUUGCGCUCUUCGUGUACGUCAAGCGGAAGCGACAGAGUAAUGACGAGUCGGACGCGCUCGAGGACUCUCUCAUCUACCUGGAGACGUUCCGAGCGCCGACGUUCAAGGAAGACAACAAGCCUGAGAACGACUUUGCCCCCGACGGCUCAAGCGCGCCGACUAUCGACGACACGUUUACCGGUUCUCACCGGAACGUCGACAAAACCAUCAAGUUUCUGUCGAGUACCAGCUCCGCCAGCGAGUUCGGGUCCGGGUCGAAUCAAACCUUGCAGAUUCUACUCGGAAGCGAGUUCCUGGUCGCCAAACGGCUGCCGUUCGAGAGUCUCGUCUUCAAGCGAGCUCUGUCCAAGGGUGCGUGUGGAGAGGUGUGGCUGGGAGAGUACCAGUGCCAGCAGCUCGCCAUCAAGCGGUUGCUGCAAGCCAAGGCCCAUCAAGCCGAUGAAGUGGAGGAGUUUGCGCAGGAGAUCGAGCUCAGCGCCAGUUUGAUGCACCCCAACAUCGUGUCGUUCAUUGGCGUGGCCUGGAACAGCCUCAACAACUUGGUCAUGGCGCUCGAAUUCUUUCCCAUGGGGGACCUACAAGCGUACCUCGAAAAGCACGCCGACCUCAUGACCUGGGCGAAAGACAAAAUUCACAUCGCUGUUGGAGUGGCGCGCGCGCUCGAGUACUUGCACUCCCGCACGCCUCCGCUCAUCCAUCGAGACCUCAAGUCGAAGAACAUUUUGCUGACUCAAAAGCUCGAGGCGAAGCUCAUCGACUUUGGCGUGAGUCGCAAUCGACAGGAGCACUCCAUGACGGCAGGCGUGGGCACGCCCUACUGGACGGCGCCGGAGAUCCUCGAGGGUAAGCGAUACAUGGAGCAGGUGGACAUUUACUCGUUCGGCGUAGUGUUGUCAGAGCUGGACACGGGCAAGAUCCCGUACCACGACGCGUUGACGUCGGAGGGGAAAAAGCCCAAGCCUUUCCAGAUUCUGUCGGACGUGAUGGCGGGGAUGCUGCGACCGAGUUUUUCUGAACAAUGCCCUACCAGAAUUCGCCGGAUUGGUGUGGCCUGUUGCCAGCAUGACCCCGCACGACGACCGACAGCAGCACAAGUUGCGAAGAUGCUGCAAGUGUCCGACGAGAUUUAA
Messenger RNA from Phytophthora sojae, 2034 nucleotides. RefSeq lists its product as hypothetical. The record is from RefSeq and is a predicted model, not a curated record. Gene Ontology annotation, molecular function: protein kinase activity; ATP binding. Gene Ontology annotation, biological process: protein phosphorylation. The transcript has a single exon. NCBI's taxonomy places the organism in Eukaryota, Oomycota, Peronosporomycetes, Peronosporales, Peronosporaceae. The coding region runs from base 1 to 2034 and encodes 677 amino acids.